AUGAGCCAACCACACCGAGUGAUCGUCAUAGGAGCAGGUAAGGGGAACGGAAUCGACUAUGUCGUUGUUGACAAGGAGAGCGCCCCUCGUGACCGCAACUGGGGAGUGACCAUCGCAUGGAGCCAUCCUCUCCUGGCUCAGCUUCUCCCCAAAGAACUCUUCAGUCGACUCCCAGAGUGUCAACCUGAUCCCAAUCUGGACUCGAAGGCGGCCAGGUUCGAGAGUGUCAUCAUUCGAGAUGGUCAGUCUGGUGCCACUUUAGUCCAGCCGCCCUUCCCUGGAGUUAGAAGACUCAAUAUCCAGAAGACGAGAACAUUGUGGUCCAAAGAUGUCAAUGUCAAGUUCGGGAAAACCCUCUCAGACAUUGAACAGACCACCGACGGAGUGGUGGCACACUUUCACGACGGUACUUCGGAGAAAGGAACGGUUCUUGUCGGUGCUGAUGGAGGCAGCUCUUUCGUCCGACGUUGGAUCUUAGGAGACGAAGCUGCCUCCAUAGUGCUUCCCUACAUCUUCCUCAAUUUCCCCGUCAGGUACACGGCGGAGCAAGCACUGAAGAUGGACAAGAUGAUGCACCCCAUCGUUGACGUCGGAGUGCAUCCAAAAUCCAUGUAUGUGGGUAUCUUCUUGCUCGACAAGCCCGUGCUCGAUCAGCCGGAGACGUGGAUCUUUUACCUUCUCGCAACCUGGCCGAAGAACAAGCAAACGGAACCUUCUGACAAUCAGAACAUGGUCGACGAACUUCGUCAAAGAAUGGACGGAUGGGCUGAUCCUUAUAAGUCAGCAGUAGAAUGGAUUCCUGAACAUGUCCAAGCCAAAGUUGUACCGUUGAAGAUCUGGGGACCUAAGACAGACUGGAGCAACCAAAGUGGACGAGUCACGCUGGCAGGGGACGCUGCACACAGCAUGACAUUUCAUCGAGGUCAAGGAGCCAACAAUGCCAUCUGCGACAGUGAAAGAUUUGUGGCUGCAAUGGUGAAGGUCCAAUCUAGUGAAGCGACUUUGGCAGAAGCCAUGGCAGAGUAUGAUCGAGAUGUUAUCACUCGAGGAAGACAAGAGGUGGAAGUGUCCAGGACCCAGACCGAGGCCUUCCAUGACUACGCCAACUUCCUGAACAGUCCCGUGGUGAAGUAUGGGAUCAAGCCGAUAAGCGACGUGACCAACCAGAAGUCUUGA
Messenger RNA from Capronia epimyces CBS 606.96, 1176 nucleotides. RefSeq lists its product as uncharacterized. The transcript is spliced from 4 exons. The coding region runs from base 1 to 1176 and encodes 391 amino acids. NCBI's taxonomy places the organism in Eukaryota, Fungi, Ascomycota, Eurotiomycetes, Chaetothyriales, Herpotrichiellaceae. The record is from RefSeq and is a predicted model, not a curated record. Gene Ontology annotation, molecular function: FAD binding.